Molecule: messenger RNA, 1069 nt
Organism: Drosophila teissieri
Lineage: Eukaryota; Metazoa; Arthropoda; Insecta; Diptera; Drosophilidae
Product: histidine protein methyltransferase 1 homolog
Exons: 3
Coding region: 128-1051 (307 amino acids)
Biological process (GO): peptidyl-histidine methylation, to form tele-methylhistidine
Molecular function (GO): protein-L-histidine N-tele-methyltransferase activity
Source: RefSeq, a predicted model, not a curated record
CCCCUAUGUGACAGGGUGAUCUUGGUUAGAAAAGCGUGGUUUGUGCCGACAGCUGAUUUAAGGAGUGUGAUAUAAAAUUGCCAGCACCCUCUGUAAUCAGAACAGUUUAACACUCCACCUUCCAAGCAUGUUUAAAUUUAAUUUCGAUGUGGAGGUGGAAUCCUCUGAAGAUCCAGAGGCCGUUAAAACUGAUAUUUUCAGCAAGCAGGAGAAUGCGGAGGAACGUGAAUCCGAGAACACAAAGGAUAUUGAAUGGUACCAGUCGGAGAAGGUAAAGCCACUAGAUAACCUCAUUUCCACAAUGGAUUUCUAUGAGCUAAAUGCCAAGGAAAUGGAGGUGGGGAAAACAACAAUAAAACAUCUUGUGGCCGGGUUUCUGCUGGAGGAUUUAAAAGAGCAAUCCCAAUUGGUAAACCUGGAUCUCAGGAAGUCUGAGGAAAAGCAUUCAGAUCUCAUUUCCGGUGUCUACGAGGGCGGUGCUAAAAUAUGGGAAUGCACAGAGGAUCUUUUACUAUAUCUAUCCGAAAAGUAUGAGGACUCAUUCUGGAAGGAUAAAAGGGUCUUGGAUUUGGGAUGUGGAUGCGGAUUGCUGGGAGUUUAUGUGAUGAAACAUGGCGCACGGGUGGAUUAUCAGGACUAUAACAAAGAUGUGUUGGAAUACAUUACAUAUCCAAAUAUCCUGCUAAAUUUAGAAGACUCUUUAUCUGAAGAUGAAAAACUUAAGUUUUUGGACAAAAGUACAACCUUAUAUUCCGGAGAUUGGACUAAUUUCGCCGAACUAACAAGGGAUGAAGAGAAAUACGAUGUGAUACUUACCUCAGAGACUAUAUACAAUAUUGAAAAUCAGCAAAAGCUCUUGGAUACCUUUGCUGGUCGCUUGAAAUCCGAAGGAGUCGUUUUGGUUGCUGCAAAAUCGCAUUAUUUUGGAGUGGGUGGUGGCCUGGAACAGUUUUCAGAAAAAAUAAGACUGGGAAAUGUUUUCCAAAGUGAAAGUGUUUGGCAGGCAGAGGAAAACUUAAAAAGAGGAAUCUUACAAUUGAAAUUUAAAUAAAAUGUAUUUUGAAAUUAA